Molecule: messenger RNA, 1497 nt
Organism: Fusarium coffeatum
Lineage: Eukaryota; Fungi; Ascomycota; Sordariomycetes; Hypocreales; Nectriaceae
Exons: 4
Coding region: 1-1497 (498 amino acids)
Biological process (GO): transmembrane transport
Cellular component (GO): membrane
Molecular function (GO): transmembrane transporter activity
Source: RefSeq, a predicted model, not a curated record
AUGGACAACGACAAAAUUCACAGUGGCGUUCUUGAGAAAGGGGAUGUGACAGAAGGAGAGUCCACUGAGCUAGGCUCUGUCCUCAAUGCAUCUGGCCAUUCUGAUCAGCUCACCCGACAAUAUGGCCUGGUCGGCCUCACGGGUAUCGCUGUUACUGUCAACAAUGCCUGGGUGGUUCUAGGCUCGUCGAUCUCAGUAUCGAUCCUGAGCGGAGGUAUCUCCGGAGUUAUAUACGGACUUAUAGUCGCUGUCUUCUACUACACAUUUAUUGGCUUAAGCUUGGCAGAGCUCUCGUCAUCCUGCCCAAGCUCUGGAGGUGUCUACCACUGGGCUACCAUAGCCGCCGGACCAAAGUGGGGACGAGUCACCGGCUUCUACGCAGGCUGGAUCAAUUUCUACGGCUGGAUGUUCGGGCUCGCAUCCUUAGUCCAAGUCGCCGCAAACGCAGGAGUCCAAUGCUACGCGACUCUCACACCAACCUUCUCCCCUGAAGCAUGGCACGUUUAUGUGGCAUAUCUCAUCGUGAUAUGGCUAAGUGCUUUCAUUGUCAUCUUCUCGAACCGCUUGGUACCUUAUACUCAGAAACUCGGGCUGUUUCUUGUCGUAGUUGGUGGUCUUGUGACUAUCGUCAUCGUCGCAGUCAUGCCUGAGAAACAUGCUUCGAGUGACUUUGUUUUCAACUCAUUUAGCGAGAAUAACCUUACGGGUUGGAACGAUGGAGUUGCGUUCAUGGUUGGAGUUCUUAACGGUGCUUUUACUAUUGGAACACUGGACGCCAUUACGCAUAUGGCUGAAGAAGCUGCCGAACCGAAGAAGGAUUUACCGAGAGCUAUCUUUCUAUACAUUGGCAUCGGCGGUGUCUAUGCCUUGGCCUUUGCCAUCGUUCUGGGAUUCGCUAUUUCCGACCUCUCAGUCCUGCAAGGAAACUCCAACACGUUUCCACUAGCUGGGAUAUAUCACCAAGCAACCGGAAGCUCAGCUGCGACAUUUGCGCUACUAUUCAUCAUCCUGAUUUCAUCUCUUUGCUGUGUCAUCGGAACUGUUCUAACGAAUUGUCGCACGUAUUGGACACUGGCUCGAGACCAAGCAGUUCCAUUUUCGAAGUACUUCAGCAAAGUCAACAGCAAACUCGGAACACCGGUCGAGUCAACUCUUUUCGUGGCGGUUAUUGCUUCGGGUAUUGGAGCUAUUCCUCUUGGAAGUCCUGUUGGUUUCAGCAACUUGACUGGAUCUUUCAUCAUCAUCACUACAGUUUCUUAUGCCAUUCCUAUCAUUUCAAAUCUUCUCAGCGGCCGUACACGGUUUUCUCCCGGACCUUUCCAUCUUGGAAAAUGGGGUUCCCUGAUCAAUGGAGUCACAAUUAUGCUGAUCAUCCUCUUCGACGUUUUCUUCUGCUUUCCCGUGGGAUUGCCGUUCGAUGUCACAACGAUGAACUAUAACUCACGUCUGCUUCGAAACACUACCCAGGCCCUUCUUUCCGCCAUACGGCUCACAUAA